Molecule: messenger RNA, 1580 nt
Organism: Micromonas commoda
Lineage: Eukaryota; Viridiplantae; Chlorophyta; Mamiellophyceae; Mamiellales; Mamiellaceae
Exons: 1
Coding region: 1-1539 (512 amino acids)
Biological process (GO): vacuole organization; organelle fusion; endosome organization
Cellular component (GO): HOPS complex; endosome
Molecular function (GO): protein-macromolecule adaptor activity
Source: RefSeq, a predicted model, not a curated record
AUGCCACCGGACGCGCGUCUCGCGCACGCCCGCGCGUUCUUCGACCUCGACCCGGCGACAGCUGUGGACGCGUUCGUCGCCGACGACGAACUCGAUCCCGCGCGGCUGGCGACGGAAGUUUUCGAGCGUUUAUUCGUCGCGGGUUUAGACGAAUCGACGGACCCGCGCGGCGCCGUCGCGGUCGGGGCGGCGCGAUACCUGACGCACGCGGUGGCUCGUGGACGUGGCAAGGUGAGUAUCGUCGAUCGCCGCGUCCACGACCUCGCCCUCCGCGCGUUCUGCCGUGUGUAUCCGGCGGAUCCGAGUGUGCUGAUUGGGUACGUUCGCGACGGCGCCGGGACGGAUUGGAAGACGGGCGAACCUCUGUACGACUGCGCCGUGGCGACGGACCUGUGCGAACGGGUCGGGGCGGUCGAGGUGGUGAUAUGCGUCCACUGCGACCGCGGCGACCACGACGCGGCGCUCGCGCUCGCCAUGGCCACGUCGGACGACCUCGCGCUGGCCAAGUCGGUUCUGGACAGGGCGGGUCGUCGGUCGCGGUCGCGGUUCGGAGCGAGCCGGCGAGAUAUCUGGAGGAAGAUCGCCGCCGGGGUUGUGGCGAGGGGAUUCGGCGCGAAGGUGACCGAGGCGGACGUGGUGGAAGCCGCGGAUGCGCUCAGGAAGUACGAGGAGACGUUCGGAACACGCGGCGGGGGCGAGGGCGCGGAUGGGGAUGGGGACGUCGAGGAGGAGGAGCGGACGGAUCCAAAGUUGGUCGAGGAGGAGGAGCGGACGGAUCCAAAGUUGGGAACGUCGCGCCGCGCCGCCGAGGCGUACGCGGUGUCCCGCGCGUGCGCCGCGUCGAGUUCGUACGGGGACCCGUCCGUUCGUAAGCGGGUCGUGGACCGAAUCGUCUCGCUCGUGGAGGAAUCCGACGGCGAGCUCGGCGUGGACGACGUCCUCCCGUUGUUCCCCGACUUUCGCGUCUUGGACGAGUGGCGCGACGCGGUGUUGAACGAUCUCGCGGCGAGGGACGGGCGGGUGGACGCGCACGUCGCCGCCGCCGCCGAGGCCAGGGCCAAGAUUGACGCCGCCAAGAGGACGCUCGAGGAGCUGCGGACGCGCGAAGCGGUGAUUGGAUGGGACGAGCCGUGCGCCCGAUGCGGCGGGUCCGUGUCGUCGCCGCCGUUUUCGUUUCAUUCGUUCGCGUCCGAGGGGAACGACCCCGACGAUGUGGACGAGCGGUGCGAUCUGCCCAAGCUGUACGUGUUCCCCUGCGGCAUGUGCUUUCACGCGACGUGUCUGUUGGAGUCCGCCGUGCCGCGGCUGGGUCGGCGGAGGAGGGCGGAGGCGACGGCGCUCAUGGACGCGAUCGACGUUCCGCUCACGUUUGGUCUCAGGGAGAUGCGACGGAGGUUGAGGGAGAAGGAUGGGAAGGCGAGGGAGGGGGUCGUCGGCGACGGUGGCCCCGAGCGCGAGGGCGCGGAUGCGGUCGCGAGGUUAGACGAGAUCCUGCGCGAGCGGUGUCCGUUCUGCGGCGAGGUUGAGUUUAGCGGAUAGACUUUUGGCGGAUAUUUUUGGUUAGCGAACAAACUUGUUUC